GAGAAGACAAAUUUGCCCUCCUCUUCUGAAUCGCCGAGCGCCACCCUUCUCUUCUCGUGUUACCGACUCAGCAGCUCUCCUGUGUCUCCCCAGAUGCGCAAACCCUAAUAACACCAAUAAAUCACAAAACUGCUCCGACCGACCACCAAUCUUCGCUGUUGGAUGCCGCCCCAUCGCCUCCGGCCAGGGUCGAGCUCCUCCACGCCUUUUCUGCCGCCGCCGCAGCCAACGACGGGCCCCUUUCUCUCGGCUACCUGAGUACCUCUGCCAAUCGAAGUUCCUCCAAAAAUCUCAAAUGGUUGGAGGAGCUAGAAAUUUGGUCAGUGAAACAGCUUCCUGACAAACCGUGCUUGGGCGCUGGUACUCAAAAAUCGGUAAAAGCUUCUCCGAUUCCUUCUUUUGAAGCAAGGCAAUAUCCCAUCACAAGAGCGUGAAGCCAUUGUUAUUCUAGUAUAGCUCACAAUUCUCGACCAAAUUCUUUUCAUCCUAAUGGCGGGCAAGAAGCUUGUCCGGGACUUGGUGCUCUUGGGCCACCCUCUUCGUCUCCACCUUAGUUCUCAGCCCCAGGCUUCGAGUUCGAGGCUGAGGUUGAUUACCGCAGGUGGGCACCCGUGUAAUCGUCGAUACAGCGUCUUUAAUGAGUUCUCUAAGAAAGUUAAAGGCGAAGCUAGCAGCAAUCCAGAGUUUCAAAAGUCAGUGAAACAGCUGAAAGAAAAAGCAGAAGAGCUUCAAGGGGUGAAAGAGGAGCUUAAAGUUAGAACAAAACAGACAACUGAGCAGUUGUACAAGCAUGUCGAUGGUGUUUGGACAGAGGCUGAAGCUACAGCAAAGAAGGUUUCUGCCAAUGUGAAGGAAAAAAUAUCUUCUGCAACUGAGGAGGUCAAAGAACAGUUCGGGAUUGGGAAGCAAGAGGAAUCGGCAUCCGCAAAUGGUUCAACAAAACACGAUGCUCACACCAAAGGUGGAAAUGAUGGCAAAGGUGAUAACACAGAAUCAUUUUUUGGCAAAUACAGAACAAACUUCUUUUCCUCUUCCCCUAAGGUAUCGUCGACUUUCCAGAAGCUGAAGGAAGUAAAGGUUGUUGACUUGGCAAAGAAGGGAUAUGAUAUUGUCAAGGAUGAGUUGAGUGGUAGCCCCAGUAAGAGAAAGCAUAUGGAUCAUGCACCUACUACGUCAACAGUUGAAAGAAGUACAAGAACUGACAUAGUUGUUCUACCUUCUAAGCAGUCUCCAUGGAGUAAAAAGUGGGAAGCAUUUAAGGGGAAGGUCAAAGGGCAUCCUAUGUUCAAGCGUAUUGGUAAUGUGAGCGACCCAGUUGUGACGAAAGGUCAUGAGUUCGCAGAAGAUAUAAAGGAAAGAUGGGAAACUAGUGACAACCCUGUUGUGCAUAAAAUCCAGGAUAUCAAUGAAACUCUCUUUCAAGAAACAGAUGCUGCCGCAUCAAUAAAGGAAAUACGCCGGCGAGACCCAUCUUUCUCUUUACCAGAGUUUGUGGCUGAAGUCCAGGAAGUAGUGAAGCCUGUGCUUAAUGCUUACAUUAAGGGAGAUGUUGAAAUUCUAAAGAAAUAUUGUAGCUCUGAAAUAAUUGAGAGAUGCAAAGCUGAGCAUGGUGCUUAUAAGAACCAUGGCAUCUUUUUCGACAAUAAGAUUCUGCAUGUGUCUGAUGUUGACGUAAGAGAAACGAAAAUGAUGGGCACUUCACCAAUAAUUAUUGUCGGGUUUCAAACUCAGCAAAUAUAUUGUGUACGUGACCGAAAUGGUGCCAUAACUGAAGGCGGCGCGGAUACGAUACACACCGUCUACUAUGCCUGGGCAAUGCAACAAGUGGAUCCGGAGGAGCUUGGGGAGGGUGCUAUCUACCCCAUCUGGAGGUUAAGAGAAAUGCAACAAAUCGGCGUCCAAGCUCUAAUAUGAUGGUGCUGUACUUAACCAUUGAUUCUAGGGAAAGACAGGCAUCGUUCUUGCGUCGGGGUAGAUCAAUUGAUUGCUUCUUCGUGUAGUAACUAGUUAGUUUGAUUUAUUGCUGUGAUUGGGACAGAAGCCCAUCCAGGUAGGAUUUUUCCGCUGCCAAUUUUGAGGGAUUAGCGUUACAGAAGAGAAAGUAUAAUUUUAUUGAUGUUUCGGCUCAUGUAAAAUAAAUCUGGAAACAGCCAUGAGAAUGAUUAAAAAAUGGUACUCUGCUGUUUUCAUUUGGUUC
Messenger RNA from Rhodamnia argentea, 2197 nucleotides. RefSeq names its product mitochondrial import inner membrane translocase subunit TIM44-2-like. Gene Ontology annotation, cellular component: mitochondrial inner membrane. Lineage: Eukaryota; Viridiplantae; Streptophyta; Magnoliopsida; Myrtales; Myrtaceae. The record is from RefSeq and is a predicted model, not a curated record. The transcript is spliced from 15 exons. Gene Ontology annotation, biological process: protein import into mitochondrial matrix. Bases 490 to 1914 code for a protein of 474 amino acids. Gene Ontology annotation, molecular function: protein-folding chaperone binding.